GCCACCAACCUGAUCACGAAGAAGGAGCUGCUGACCAUGGACCCCGACACAGACGACGGACAGCUCGUGUAUGAAAUCACCACUGAGCCCAAGCACGGAUUCCUGGAGAGCAAACUGAAACCUGGCAACCCCGUCACCACGUUCACACAAGCCGACGUCAACCUGGGUCUGAUCCGUUAUGUGCUGCACGAGGAGAACGUUCAGGAAACCAUGGACACCUUCAAGUUCCUGGUCAAAGACAGUAAACCCAACGUGGUCAGUGACAACGUCUUCCACAUCCAGUGGUCCCUCAUCGGCUUUGAGCACAAGAGCUACAACGUGAGUGAGAAGGCCGGCACGGUGGCGGUGACGGUGAAACGAACAGGGAACCUCAACCAGUACGCCAUCGUGCUCUGCCGCACCGAGCAGGGCAGCGCCACCUCCACCAGCAGCGUUGGAUCCAGCCCAGGACAGCAGGACUAUGUGGAAUAUGCGGGACAGGUACAGUUCGAUGAGCGCGAGGACACCAAGGUGUGCACCAUCGUCAUCAACGACGACAAAGUGUUUGAGGGAAUCGAGAGCUUCCACGUGGAGCUGAGCAUGCCCGUGUACGCGCUGCUGGGCGGGAACACCCGCGCCAUCGCCAACAUCAACGACACCGAGGACGAACCGACUCUGCAGUUUGAUAAGAAGAUCUACCACAUCAACGAAAGCACCGGAUUCAUCCACGCACCCAUCGAGAGGAAAGGUGACACCUCCAGCACCGUGUCCGCUCUCUGCUACACCGUCGCCAAGUCCGCUCAGGGCAGCAGCCUCCACGCGCUGGAGUCCGGCUCCGACUACAAGAGCCGCGGCAUGACCGGUGACAACCGCGUCAUCUUCGGCCCCGGCAUCAGCAUGUCCACCUGCGACGUCAAGCUCAUCGACGACAGCGAGUACGAGCUGUCCGAGGAGUUCGAGCUGGUGCUGUCGGACGCCUCGGACAACGCCCGCAUGGGGGACGUGACGGUGGCCAAGGUCGUCAUCGAUGGACCCAAUGAUGCGUCGACUGUGACUCUUGGGAACGCCACCUUUACUUUCAGCGAAGAUGCAGGCACAAUUGAAAUACCGGUGCUGCGUCACGGCAGCGAUCUGUCCUCGCUGACGUCUGUGUGGUGCGCCACUCGACCUUCAGACCCCCCCUCAGCCACUCCGGGGGUCGAUUACAUCCCCAGCUCCAAGAAGGUGGAGUUCAAACCUGGGAAAACUGAGGAGACCUGCAGUUUGACCAUCAUGGACGACAUCCAGAACCCGUCCAUCGAAGGGUCCGAGUCCUUUGUGGUCUUCCUCAGUUCUCCACAGGGGGCGGUUCUACAGGAGCCAUACGAGGCUAACGUCGUCAUCACCGACACCUUCCAGGACAUUCCCAGCAUGCAGUUUGCGAAGACCGCCUACACCGUGAAGGAGAAGGACAGCGUCCUCCACAUCCCCAUCAUCCGAACCGGGGACCUGUCCUUCAAGUCCUCAGUUCGAUGUUUCACCAGGACCAUGUCCGCCAUGGUGAUGGACGACUUCGAGGAGAGAAGAAACGCAGACGAGUCACGAAUCACGUUCCUCAAAGGAGAGAAGGUGAAGAACUGCACCGUCCACAUCAACGACGACUCUGUGUUCGAGCCUGAGGAGGAGUUCCAGGUGCAUCUUGGGACGCCGCUGGGGGACCACUGGAGCGGCGCCAUGGUGGGCGUUAGCGACAUCGUCACCAUCACCAUCACAAACGACGAAGAUGCUCCCACCAUCGAGUUCGAGCAGGCGUCCUAUCAGGUCAGAGAACCUCCUGGUCCGGACGGGAUCGAGGUGUUAAACAUCAAGGUGGUCCGAGGCGGAGACCUGGACCGGACCUCUAAGAUCCGCUGCAGCACCCGGGACGGAUCGGCCCAGUCCGGCGUCGACUACAACCCCAAGAGCCGAGUGCUGAAGUUCACCCCUGGUUUGGACCACAUCCUGUUCAAGGUGGAGAUUCUGUCCAAUGAGGACAGGGAGUGGCACGAGUCCUUCUCAUUGGUCCUUGGCCCUGAUGACCCCGUGGAGGCGGUGCUGGGGGAGAUCACUAUAGCAACCGUGACCAUUCUGGACCAAGAAGCUGCGGGCAGCCUCAUCCUCCCUGCCACACCCAUCGUGGUCUCGCUCGCCGACUACGAUCACGUGGCCGAGGUGACGAAGGAGGGCAGUAAGAAGACUCCCUCUCCAGGGUACCCUCUGGUCUGCGUCACCCCCUGCGACCCCCACUACCCCAAGUACUCUGUGAUGAAGGAGCGCUGCGAGGAGGCCGGCAUCAACCAGACACAGGUUCACUUCUCGUGGGAAGUGGCGGCGCCCACCGACACCAACGGAGCACGCUCGCCUUUCGAGACGGUCACGGACACCACGCCCUACACCGGCGUCAACCACAUGGUUCUGGACAGUAUUUACUUCAGCCGUCGUUUCCAUGUCCGCUGUGUGGCUCAGGCGAGGGAUAAAGCCGGUCACCUUGGAACGCCACUGAGGAGCAACAUCGCCACCAUCGGCACCGAGGGCUCCAUCUGCCACACGCCUGUUACCACGGGAACCGCCAGAGGCUUCCAGGCUCAGUCCUUCAUCGCCACACUCAAAUACCUGGACGUGAAGCACAAGGAGCACCCCAACCGGAUCCAUAUCUCGGUGCAGAUCCCCCAUCAGGACGGCAUGCUCCCCCUGGUGUCCACCAUGCCUCUGCACAACCUGCACUUCCUGCUGUCGGAGUCCAUCUACAGGCAGCAGCACGUCUGCUCCAACCUGGUCACCCUCAAAGACCUGCAGGGGCUUUCAGAGACCGGCUUCCUGGACGACGUGUCCUACGACAGCAUCUCUCUGGGGCCCGGUUACGACCGUCCGUACCAGUUCAACCCCAACGUCCGGGAGACCAAGAGCAUCCAGCUCUACAAGCACCUCAACCUCAAGAGCUGCAUCUGGACCUUUGACGCCUACUAUGACAUGACCGAGCUCAUCGACGUCUGCGGGGGCUCCGUCACCGCCGAUUUCCAGGUUCGGGACUCGGCUCAGUCCUUCCUGACGGUGCAGGUUCCGCUCUAUGUGUCUUAUAUCUACGUGACGGCCCCUCGAGGCUGGGCGUCUCUGGAGCAUCACACCGAGAUGGAGUUCUCUUUCUUCUACGACACCGUUCUCUGGAGAACAGGAAUCCAGACGGACAGCGUCCUCUCAGCCAGACUGCAGAUCAUCCGGAUCUACAUCCGAGAAGACGGACGACUGGUGAUUGAGUUCAAAACCCACGCCAAAUUCAGAGGUCAGUUUGUCCCCGAACACCACACUCUCCCCGGCCACAAGUCCCACCUGAUGGCGCCCGACCACCUCGGAGGCAUCGAGUUCGACAUGCAGCUGCUGUGGAGCGCCCAGACGUUUGACUCGCCGUACCAGCUGUGGAGGGCCACCAGCUCCUACAGCAGGAAGGACUAUUCUGGAGAGUACACCGUCUUCCUGAUCCCCUGCACCGUCCAGCCUACUCAGCCGUGGAUCGACCCCGGGGACAAAGCUCUGUCCUGCACGGCCCACGCUCCGGAGAAGUUUCUGGUGCCGAUCGCCUUCCAGCAAACCAACAGGCCCGUUCCUGUGGUUUACUCCCUCAACACGGAGUUUCAGCUGUGUAACAACGAGAAGGUUUUCAUGAUGGACCCGGCCACCGCUGACGUGUCCAUGGCUGAGAUGGACUACAAGGGAGCGUUCUCCAUGGGUCAGACUCUGUACGGCAGGGUGCUCUGGAACCCUGAGCAGAACCUGAACGCAGCCUACAAGCUGCAGCUGGAGAAGGUUUACCUCUGCACGGGCAGGGACGGAUAUGUUCCUUUCUUUGACCCCACGGGGACGCUGUACAACGAGGGGCCGCAGUACGGCUGCAUCCAGCCCAACAAGCACCUCAAACAUCGCUUCCUGCUGCUGGAUCGUAAACAGCCGGACGUGUGCGACAACUACUUCCACGACGUUCCCUUCGAGGCUCAAUUCGCCUCAGACAUCGUGGAGCUGCAGCCCAUGGCGGCCAUGCCGGGCGUCGAUGGCUUUACCAUGAAGGUCGAUGCUCUUUACAAGGUGGAGGCGGGGCACCAGUGGUACCUGCAGGUGAUUUAUGUGAUCAGCCCGGAGUCACGGUCCAGCCCCAGGAUUCAGCGCUCAGUGACCUAUCAGCUGAGUCGCCCCAAACGGGACCUGGUGGACCGCAGCGGGCGUCUGACGCUCGACGAGUCGCUGAUCUACGACAACGAGGGCGACCAGGUGAAGAACGGCACCAACAUGAAGUCGCUCCGUCUGGAGACCGGGCCCUCCGCCACCUUUAACGCGCACGUGGGCAGCUCGGUGGGUGGGGGCGUGGCCGCCGUCACCAUGCUGGUGCUGGUCCUGCUGGCCUCCUGCUUCCUGUUCGGCCGCUGCCGACGCGCCGCCAAGCAGAAGAAGAGCCAGAGCGCGGCUAAAGCCUACGAGGAGUAUCCGCUCAACACCAAGGUGGAGGUGUGCAUGGACAAGUGUGUGGAGAAGAACUUCAGCACCAAACACUGCACGGUGAGGAACGUCAACAUCCUCAACCGCAACCAGGACGCCAACGGCAAGGCCAAGGUCAAGCAGGUCAACCUGGAGGUCAAACUCCACAACAACCUCAGCGACGGCACUGAGGUCUGAAAGACUGAUGAGGAAGAGGAGGAGGUAGUAGAAAUAAGAAAAAGGUAUUUUCUAAAAGAGAGUUUGUACUUACGGAGCGAGAUGUUUGUUAAUGUAUUUUUAUACCACUAUGAAAAAGGGAAGAGUGUGAAGCGCAGAUGGCUACGCGGCAUUUGAAUCAUUUCACAACUGGGCUACCUCAGGAAUCCACAAACCACCGAGCUGCACGACAGCAGAAUCACCUUCACCUGAACCCGUCGCUCUUUUCAUCAAACCCUCUACUUGACAUUUUACGUCAUAUUUAGCUGAGACACUGGAGAUUGUUUCGAUUAAAAAAACGCUCGCCGCUGCUAAGUGUCGCUGCUGUCGGCUGGCAGUCCGUGUAGAAGUCUUCCUGUUCUUCAUCCCGCUGAUGAAUCAAAUCUCAAAACUAAACAGAGCAACGUUUGAUUUUCUCACAGAGCGACUUUCGAAGUGAAAGUAUCGAGCACAUGCUGCUGCUGCCGCCACCCGAGGCCAAGCGAGAGUGAACGAAAUGAUAAACGACGAAUGAGGCCUUUUCAAGUGCAAUUAACGCCAUAACGUUUUUCAACCCCUUCCUCAUGAGCUGGACCUUUUAUUUGCAUUUUAAACUCGUGUCUUUCAUGCCUUACUCCGGAUAAUUCUUCUUUUUCUCCGACUUGUACUCAGCUGCCAAUAUUAAGUGCCAUGCAGUAUUUUUCCUCAUGAAUUUCAAAGACAACUCAUCCGGUGUUUUCUUCGUCCAAGAGUGAGAAGUGGGGAGUUGAUGGUUCGGAUCCCGUCCAGAGAGUUUUUAGCCUUAUCACUGAAAAUAAUCACUUUUUAAAUGAUGUAUUUUGUAAUAGAUGUGUGUGUCCGCCUGCCUUUGUUCCGCCCAAAGACACCGAAUCUUUUUAUUUACACCCUCUAUGUAUUAUUCUUAUUAUCUUACCCUCUUAUGAUGUAUUAUGUUACGCUCAGCUACUGACGAUGUUAAGACUACUGUUAUUUUUUCAAAGUGUAUGACACUGGUUGGAGAGCAAAAAAAAAAAAAAAAAACUCAACUCUCGUUUGAGACGGCUCUUUCUCUCCAUUGGUCCCCUUAGAUCCCGCCUUCCGUCUUUUUUCAACUGUGUGCCUAUCAGAUAUCGGAAUGGGGAAUUCUGGGAAAUGACAUUAUAUUUUUGGUGCUAUCAAAAGAGAAUAACUAUGAUGCUUUCAAUAUGAUGCCUGUAUUUGGUGCCUUUUUUGUUAAUAAAAAAGAAACAAAACCCA
Paralichthys olivaceus (Japanese flounder) is the source of this 5913-nucleotide messenger RNA. The record is from RefSeq and is a predicted model, not a curated record. Lineage: Eukaryota; Metazoa; Chordata; Actinopteri; Pleuronectiformes; Paralichthyidae.